GUACUUUAACUUGGUCGUGAACAACACGAAUAAAGGCACCAAAAUCAACUCAACCAAACGAUCCAUCAUACGUCGAAGCCGAGAAGGUGGCAACGACAUGCAUAUCAAAUAAUGCAUAUUUGAGCGCUGCCUUAGCGGGACGUCAAUUUUUCAAACAUGAAAGCUGUCGCAGACGGCCUGUUAUUGCUUCUUCUAUUGACUCCUCUGCUUCUUGUGCCGUCAGCAGAUGGUCUCGUCGUCACGUUUAACAAGGACGACAGCGUUGCCGAACAACGGUGGAGACUGUUGCGAGAACGCGACGAUGCCGAGCAACCGUCCGACAUCGACGACACGAGUACGACUGGCGAAUUGGACGGCGACAUCAAUGCCGAAAUAGACCGAGAUGCAGAGUCGGGUGUUGAGGGAGACGAUCGGGUACCGGCCUCGCAUGAUAGUUCCGAAGCGACGGCCGCAACCAGCGGUCUCAGUGAUGGGCCAAGCACUGCGUUAGGAAUGGAUCAUGGCAAAACUAUCGAACUUCGUGUCAAUGCGGCAAAGAGCUUGGCUACUGCAGCCGAGGACUCGACAGCGGCUGCAAGUCAAACGCGGUCAAGUGAAAUAGUUACGGGAACGGAUGCUCAGGAAUCGGGGUCGGGCACUUCGGUAGAGCCGGAGACAAAUGACGCGUCGUCUUCAACCUAUCUCCACGAUCACGACGAGAGGUUCAGGAAAUACGAUCACCCCUGGCCAGCAGUCGCAGACAGAGACGAUGCUGACUUCGUAGAGGACACGAACCAGGAUGACGGUUCUUGGGCCGCCUUUUCAAAGUACAAUCAGCUCAGACACGCUAUCGGCGAAGCGCGCACGCAGAUGCAGGCGGCGCAUUCCGCCAUUCCCCCGAACGUGCGAGUCGAGGAGGCAACGCGUAAAACACUGCAGUCCAAGCGCAAGCGCGAUAGAGAGUAUGUCACAAUAGGAGAUGAAAGUGUAUGCCAUUGCUGCUAACAGAAUUACUUGAGAUGUGCCUCUCAAGCCUUAGUUACUAGAUCUGGAGUGAGAUAAACAUAAGAAUCGAAAUUCUGAAUGUAAAUGUAUUCUCGUGUUAGAUAAAAACAUCAUGGACAUCAAUCGUUUAUUAUAACUAUACUUGUGAUGUUGCUUUCAUCUUGUGCAGAGGCGCCUGUUGGAUGACGCCCGCGAGGAGGAGGUCCAGAAAAUCGAGCGAUUGUCUAAAGUUAAGAGCCGUACGCGUGACGAGAAACGAGACCUCGCGGAAAAACGAAGACUACUCGAUAAAAUGCGCGAAGAUCAGCAGGCCGAGCUGCAGAGGUUAGAGGAGGCCAAGAAGAAAUGGGAAAAAAGGGUCCAAGAUGGCGAUGAAGAAGUGAAAAAGGUACCAGCUACAGCAGCCCCCGCUAGCAUUAUUGAUUCCAUUUUCAUCCCCACAAGCUGAAGCGCAAAGUCAAAGCCAAGCAUAAGUAUAAGAGAUUAAAGGUAGAGUUUUCAUAAAAUAGCGACUCUAUGUUGUGCCUCACAUAAAUUUCUCAGGCAGAAGAGAACUUCGCCGCAGUCGAGAAGAUGCUGAAGUCCAGCACCGAAUAUCAAAAAGCAGAGGCCGACGCAGAUGCAGCAGCAGAGAGACGUAAAGAAUUGGCGUCCCAGUAUGAGGCAGCGGAGCGGGAGCUUGAAGCGGCAAAAACGGAGCACGAACACGCUUCCCGUGUCCUCUAUGAGGCUCGCGAAAACGCGGCUGAAUCGAGAGCCGUCGCAGAGAAAAUGAACGUAAAUUAGAAAUAGAUUAUAUUCGACUAUCAUUGCACUCUACUGUGAUUGUUUGCAUCUACAAUAUUUAAUUUCCUGCACUUUGCAGUUCUUCAGUAACAACUGUUGGAGGCAAACUUUUGUGCAUAAGAAAGUAUUUUUUAGAUUUAAUAGCUAAUCAUCUCGAUCACAUGACAAAGAAAAACUAGAAGGAGAGGAAACUUGUUCAAUCGAAGUCGAACAAUCUCUAUCUCCAUAAAAAACAAAAAGUAACUCCUUGUCCUUCUCCAGGCUGAUCUGCAUUCGAGUCAUGCAGAUUUGGCGAAGUAUUCCUCGAGCGACACCAAUCCAUGGACCGGCCUAAUGGGCGGCGACACGGCCGAGGACGAGGUACCCACACCACCCGCAAUCACAAGACCUAUUGUAAUCUAUCUCGUUGGCAGCGUUCUAUUGCUUUUCGCGGGAUUUGCACUAGGAUUCUACAACAAGUUGGCGCCAGCGGCAGCGGGGCACCAGUGAAACAAUAUGCUUUCAAGGAUGCGGGAAAAACCGUUGUCUGGAAAUUGUAAAUUUGCUCAUGCUCAUGCACCACUUUAACUAUAUAUUUAUAAUAUAUGGACAGUAUUGAUAAAGAUGCUUUCUCUCCCGAAAGAAGCGGAUAGCACCGAACGUUCACCAAAUGCACUAAAUCUUAACUAAAACAGUUGUUUUUUCCCUGUCAGCUUCAACAUCAUUUUUCUUGCGAAUUUCCAGAAUUUCGUCUCCCCGGUAAUCGCAAACGCUUGUUCCUUUUUGCCUAUUAUUUCUGGUUCUACCUUGCUGACGUUGAAGGUCCAGGUCAAUCAUCCGUGGAAAGAUAAAAAAAUGAAAUGCGCGUCCGCGCAGUGCAGAGCACUCGAUCAUCUUGGUCUUGCUGAGUGCGAUUUCACAUGUUGGUCCUGACCCAUGCUGACCCUGAC
Messenger RNA from Amoebophrya sp. A25, 2699 nucleotides. NCBI's taxonomy places the organism in Eukaryota, Dinophyceae, Syndiniales, Amoebophryaceae. The record is from the annotation of a GenBank genome assembly.